AUGCGCCUCGCCCUCCAAACGCUCCUGUUCGCCGCGCUCGCCGGACUCGUGAGUGCACACUUCCAGUUGCAGUUCCCCGCACCCCGAGGCGCCUUCGUCGAAGACCAAGAGCCAACUUUCUGUGAUGGAUAUAACACUGCGUCGAGCAAUCGCACAGCGUUCCCGCUAAGCGGGGGAUUUUACUCGCUGAACUCUGAACACCCGAGGUGGACAGUUGGUGUUUUAGUGUCCACGGCUGCGAACCCUACAUCAUUCGACAACUUUUCCCAAGCCCUGCCGUUCACACAGUUGACGGGAGAAGGGGCCUUCUGCUUACCCUUGAACUUCGCGACUUCCAAUGUCACAGGGCUCAGUGAAGGCCAGAACGUUACAAUUCAGAUCCAGUUCGAUGGCGGGGACAGCCCUCUCUUCCAGUGCGCCGACGUUACGUUGACGAAUAAUGCAUCUCUAAGCAGCGUUUCGUGCACGAAUGCGACUCAGCAGGGUACCAAUGGUGGACUAUCGGCGCACUAUGAUACCCUUGGAAUCAUGCCCAUGCUUCUGGCUGUCUUCCUCAUGAUAUCUGGAUGGAUAUUAUAG
Molecule: messenger RNA, 579 nt
Organism: Pleurotus ostreatus (oyster mushroom)
Lineage: Eukaryota; Fungi; Basidiomycota; Agaricomycetes; Agaricales; Pleurotaceae
Exons: 4
Coding region: 1-579 (192 amino acids)
Source: RefSeq, a predicted model, not a curated record